Molecule: messenger RNA, 1167 nt
Organism: Colletotrichum spaethianum
Lineage: Eukaryota; Fungi; Ascomycota; Sordariomycetes; Glomerellales; Glomerellaceae
Product: mitochondrial metal transporter 2
Exons: 2
Coding region: 1-1167 (388 amino acids)
Biological process (GO): monoatomic cation transport; transmembrane transport
Cellular component (GO): membrane
Molecular function (GO): monoatomic cation transmembrane transporter activity
Source: RefSeq, a predicted model, not a curated record
AUGACGGCCAACGCAGCCCAGUCUCGCCGGAGCCACGGCGGCCACUCGCACCACCACCACCACCAUGGCCACGACAACGUCUACCUGACCUCGGGCAACAAGAACGACGCCGGCGUGCGCAUCACCCGCAUCGGCCUCUACUCCAACCUGGGCAUGGCCUUUGCCAAGGGAGCUGGCGGCUACGCCUUUGGCUCCCAGGCCAUGAUUGCCGAUGCCUGGCACAGCCUGACCGACCUGGCCUCCGACAUCCUGACGCUGGCCACUGUCUCGUGGAGCCUGAAGCCCCCGACCGACGCUUUCCCCACUGGUUUCGGCAAGAUCGAGAGUCUGGGGUCUCUGGGCGUCUCCAGCAUGCUCCUGGGCGGCGGCCUGUUCAUGUGCUGGAGCAGCUUGAUCACCCUCCACGCCCACCUCUUCCUUGACCCUGCAGCGGCUGCAGAGGCCAUUGCCCACGCCCACCACGGCCACAGCCACGGCCACGGCCAUGUUGGCCCGAGUUUGCACGCCGCCUGGUUGGCCCUGGGUACGGUCGCAGUGAAGGAGUGGCUGUACCAAGCUACCAUGAAAGUCGCCCGCGAACGAAAGUCCUCCGUCCUUGCCUCCAACGCCGUCCACCACCGUGUCGACAGCUGGACCGGCAUCGUCACACUGCUCGCCAUCCUGGGUGCAAACUUUUUCAAGGACGCAACCUGGCUGGAUCCCGUCGGCGGCCUCAUGAUUUCCCUCCUCGUCAUCAAGGCCGGAGCCGAAAACACCCUCUCCGCCGUGUAUGAAUUGGCCGACCGUGCCAUUGACGACGAAGUCAAGGACGAUGUCCGGAAAUACGCCCUGAGGAGCCUCUCCGACGUUACCGAGGGCCAUGAGGUCGACGUCCGCAACGUUUCCGGCGUCAAGUCGGGCCAGAAUUACCUGGUGGACAUUGAUUUGGCCGUGCCCGGAGCCUGGUCGGUCGAGGCCGUCCGUGAUGUGGAGGACCAGGUCCGCACUCUGGUCGGCGCCAAGGUCCGGGGUGUGCGGAGGAUCAAGGUGCGCUUCGUCCCAAAGGAGGCCGAAAUCGCGCCCAAGUUUGAUGAGUUCAUCCCGGGCGAAGCCAAUCGGGAGGCUAGCGAGGAGGCAGAGGACCACAGCCACACCAACGGCAACGGCAACGGCCACAAGCACAAAUAA